Molecule: messenger RNA, 2039 nt
Organism: Mycetomoellerius zeteki
Lineage: Eukaryota; Metazoa; Arthropoda; Insecta; Hymenoptera; Formicidae
Exons: 5
Coding region: 129-2039 (636 amino acids)
Biological process (GO): DNA transposition; DNA integration
Molecular function (GO): DNA binding
Source: RefSeq, a predicted model, not a curated record
GCGAGUGGUACGAGCGACACGUCAUCGAGCCCACGUUGGCGUCGCUCGAAGAGUUCCAAGAACGCGACAGCGGAUGGGCAUUGUCACAAAUCCCCAACUUGACAGUGAACGUGAAUAAAUUAAAUCCCAUGCGCGCGAGAUGCCACAUCAAAGUGCCGCGGGAAAUAGCAAUGAAACGAGCGGUGAUCAGUGUGUGUACGAUGGACAAUGCGUGUUUCGCGUGGUCGGUGAUCGCCGCUCUGCACCCGACUGCAAAGCAUACGGAACGAAAGUCAUCGUAUCCACAUUAUACAACAGUGCUGAAUCUCGCGGGUAUCGAGUUUCCGAUGAAUUUAAAAGACAUUAAAAAAUUUGAACGAUUGAACGCGAUGUCGAUCAACGUGUAUGGCAUCGAAGAUAAGCAGAUCCUUCCUCUACGGCUCACAGGCGAUAAAAAGAAGAAGCACGUGAACAUGCUGUAUCUCCAAGAUCCACACGACGACAGUCUCGGCCACUUUGCGUGGAUAAAAAAUCUGUCGCAUCUCGUUAGCUCUCAAAUCUCGAAAAAGGAACACAAGAAAUUGUUCUGCGACAGAUGUCUGCACUACUUCGGUUCAGCCGAAAAGUUGCAGUUGCACACAGUAGACUGCGGAAAAAUGAACGAUUGCGCCAUCAGACUGCCGAGCGAGGACGACAAAUGGCUCGAAUUCGGCAACAACUGCAAUAAGGAGCGCAUUCCAUUCAUCGUCUACGCCGACUUGGAGUGUGUUCUGCGGAAGACGGAACCCAACAAGGAAAACGCGUCAUAUACAUAUCAACAGCACGAGGUAUGUAGUAUAGGCUACUACGUACGUUGCUCGUACGACGACGCAUUAUCGUCGUAUCGGUUCCGUCGCGAUGAAGACUGUAUAGCGUGGUUCGCGCGUCAACUCCAAGACUUGGCGCAUCACGUGAAAGAUAUUGUAUCCGCCAACGUGCCUAUGGAAACGUUGUCUAAGCAGCAAUGGGAGACAUACCGUAACGCGACGCGUUGUCACAUUUGCGAAAAAUCAUUCGCGCCGGAAGAUACGCUGGUCCGCGAUCAUUGCCAUCUCACCGGUAAAUACGGUGGUCCAGACACGCGCUUACCACCUCGCGAAUCAUUUUACACUUCCUUGACGGGCGAUACCGUAUCCGAGAGCGAUUACGCUCAUGCCGCGAACGUCUGGCAGCGAUUUUCCAUCCAAACGCUCGAGAGUUAUGGUCUUGAUCCUGCACAUUACUAUACAUUGCCCGGUUUUACAUGGGACGCCAUGCUAAAACACACACAUGCAAAAUUUGAACUUCUCACCGACAUAGAUAUGGUUCUGUUCAUUGAGCGCGGUAUACGCGGCGGCCUCAGUCAAUGUUCAGGUAGAUACGCGCAGGCCAAUAACAAGUAUAUGUAUUCGUAUGACCCAUCGAAACCGUCGUCAUACUUAAUGCACUACGAAGUUAACAAUCUAUAUGGAUGGGCGAUGUGUCGACCAUUGCCAUACGUUGAAUUUCAAUGGGUCAAAGACAUUGCGAACUUUGACGUAAAAAAAAAAAACGUUUCCCAGACUACAGUUGUGAGGACGUUGAGAAGAAAGCAAGAAACCGGGUUAAACACGAGUCGUCAUCGUUCUGGAAGACCCAGAGUAACUUCGAAAAGUGAAGAUAAGUUCAUUUGUGUCCAAAGUAAGCGUUUGCGAACUUGUACUGCACCAGAAAUUCGCGAAGAACUGAAUACUAUCAGAGAGAAGCUAGUAUCUGUAACGACUGUCCAACGCCGACUUCGUGAUCAUGGAUUAAAAGGAUGUAUAGCUGCUAGAAAACCACUGCUACAUAAACAAAAUAAAGUCAAAAGAUUGCAAUGGGCUAAAAAACAUAAAAACUGGUCGAUUAAUCAAUGGAAAAAAGUAUUAUUUACAGAUGAAUCAAAGUUCGAAAUUUUUGGGGGAAAACGUAGGCAAUACGUUCGUCGCCAGGUCGGCGAACGCAUGAAAGAGCAGUGUGUAGUACCAACAGUGAAGCAUGGAGGUGGUUCGGUUAUGGUUUGA